Messenger RNA from Zeugodacus cucurbitae (melon fly), 1328 nucleotides. It is a transcript of the gene Syb, whose product is annotated as synaptobrevin. Gene Ontology annotation, molecular function: syntaxin binding; SNAP receptor activity. Gene Ontology annotation, cellular component: SNARE complex; plasma membrane. Gene Ontology annotation, biological process: vesicle-mediated transport; vesicle fusion. NCBI's taxonomy places the organism in Eukaryota, Metazoa, Arthropoda, Insecta, Diptera, Tephritidae. The coding region runs from base 244 to 666 and encodes 140 amino acids. The transcript is spliced from 4 exons. The record is from RefSeq and is a predicted model, not a curated record.
AUUUCAUUCAUCAUCCAACGAAGCGGCGUAAAGAAGACAAAAACGACGAGCAGUUUGUUCACUUUCCACGAUCCUUCCUUAUUUUACUUUGUUUCUCAUUUAAAACUGAUUGAAAAAGUUGUGUAUUUGCUGCUGCGAUACAUAAAAUACGCACAAAAGUAUAAACAAUAUUAGUGUUGUGAUUUAAAAGAAAUAUAAAGCAAUUGACGCACAAAGUUCGGAAGAACAACAAAAUUUGAAAAUAUGGAGAACCCAAAUGAAUUUCCUGCACCAUCUGGAUCAACUGAUUUUCCUGUUUUACCCCCGCCUCCGAACUCUGCCAGUACCAGCAAUAAUAAUCAGGCGCAAAAGCGAUUGCAACAAACCCAAGCCAAGGUUGAUGAAGUGGUCGGUAUUAUGCGUGUGAAUGUGGAGAAAGUGCUGGAGCGCGAUCAGAAACUCUCGGAGUUGGGCGAGCGCGCAGAUGCGCUGGAAGCUGGUGCCUCGCAAUUCGAACAGCAAGCUGGAAAAUUGAAGCGUAAACAAUGGUGGGCUAACAUGAAAAUGAUGAUCAUCAUGGGCGUGAUCGGUGUGAUUCUCUUAAUUAUCAUAAUCGUAUCCUUCCUGCCGUCCGGUGGUAGCAGCCCUGAACCGCAUAACCAAAUUCAAAAUCCAUCAACACCUUAAAAAGCUCAGACGAACGCAGUGGCCUUAUGAUGAUUCCUUGUUGUUUUGAUUGCAAGCAUUCAUUGGUGAUUUGCAAAAUGCACAAAAUGUACGCACACAAUCAAUUUAUGCAUUGGAUCGUUGUUAGAUUUUUUUAAAUAAUACAGCUCUAACUGAAUGUCUUUAAACAGUAUACAAAAAAAAAAAAUAUACAUAAAUGUAUGCCUUACAUAUACAACGGAUAUCUGAAUGAAAUUGUAAUUGAAAAUGUUAAGAAAAAGCAAAAAAAAAAGUAUUUGUUUGAUUUUUGUGUUUGUUUAAGUUUUGUAAUAUAAAAGCCGUUUGUCGUGCGCUUAAUAGUAAAAAACAAAAAGCAGAAAUCCAUUUGACAUGUUUACAUAUACAAUAUUAAAACGAUUUGUAAAACUAUAUAUAUAUACAUAUUGCUGUUAUAUAUUUAAUAUAUACAGAGUAAACACACAUACACAUAUAUACACGUAUAUUUACAUAAAUUACUUUACAUAUUGAUUUCUGCGUUUUCGAAGUAUUUACACUCUACAUACAGCGAGAGAGAGAAAAAUAAAAUCAACCAACAACAACUAUUUACAAAAUGUAAACUAUACACAUUACAAAAAAAAAAAAUAAAUAAAUAAAAUUAAGCAACAUUUUUGGAAAACAUUAAA